This is a messenger RNA of Micropterus dolomieu (smallmouth bass), 1779 nucleotides long. Its product is annotated as carcinoembryonic antigen-related cell adhesion molecule 5-like. The transcript has 8 exons. Bases 1 to 1779 code for a protein of 592 amino acids. The record is from RefSeq and is a predicted model, not a curated record. Lineage: Eukaryota; Metazoa; Chordata; Actinopteri; Centrarchiformes; Centrarchidae.
AUGGAGGCUGCAGCAGAUAUGAAAACAUCUGUGACACUGAUGAUCAUCCUGGGAGCCAUCUCAGGUUUAAGCCACGGAGAAGGUUUGCUACCAGACAGUCUUAUUGCAGCUGUUGGAGGGACUGUGAUGUUCACCACAACAGUGACUCCACCAGAAACACCAUUCAUGGUAGUAACCUGGAGUUUUUCUGAUAUCACUGGUACAUCUAAUUUAAUAACCUCGACUAGUGUAAACAUAAUUGGACCAGCGUAUACAGACAGAGUCACCCUCUUCAGAUCUACUGCAUCUCUGGAGCUCAGGAAUUUGGCUCUUAAUGACACUGGAGAAUACAAAGUCACUGUUAUACCAAAUGGGGGAGCACAACAGAAAGGAAACUGCAGACUGGUCAUACAUGUGCCAGUCUCUAAUGUGACUGUAAAUGCCAGCAGCACAGACUUAGUGGAGUUCAGCAGCUCUGUCCAUCUGUCCUGCUCCUCCUCUGGAUCCUCCCUCUCUUUCCUUUGGCUGAACGGCAGCUCUGAGGUUACAGCCAGCGACAGAGUUCAGCUCACUGAUGGAGGCUCCACUCUCACUAUAGUUAAUGUGACCCGCUAUGACCAGGGACCAUUCAGGUGUCAUGUGUUCAAUCCUGUCAGUAAUGGCACCAGUGAUCCAGUAAACCUAACCAUCAGCUAUGGCCCAGAAAAUAUUCAUUUGACAUCUCCGUCACAAGAAUACUUUGUGGAAGGAUCAAACAUCUGCCUGACCUGCUCAGCUGUCUCCAGACCUGCUGCCCAGUUUCAGUGGUUUCUGAAUGAAGACCUGCUGUCUGAUACUGGACCAGAGCUCAGACUGAUGAACAUUCAGACGGGUCACAGUGGUAACUACAGCUGUCGGGCCUUUAACUACAAAACUCAGAGAUAUCAAACAGCUCAGCGUUCAGAUGUAACUAUACUGACGCCAGUAUCCACUGUAAAGGUAAAUGCCAGUAGCACAGACCUUUUGGAGUUCAGCAGCGCUGUCCAUCUGUCCUGCUCCUCCUCUGGAUCCUCCCUCUCUUUCUUCUGGCUGAACGGCAGCUCUGAGGUUACAGCCAGCGACAGAGUUCAGCUCACUGAUGGAGGCUCCACUCUCACUAUAGUCAAUGUGACCCGCUAUGACCAGGGACCAUUCAGGUGUCUUGUGUUCAAUCCUGUCAGUAAUGGCACCAGUGAUCCAGUAAACCUGGUCAUCAUCUUUGGCCCAGAAAAUAUAAAUCUGACACUAUCUCCAUCACAAGAAUACUACGACGAAGGGUCAGACGUCAGCCUGAUCUGCUCAGCUGUCUCCAGACCUGCUGCCUUGUUUCAGUGGUUCCUGAAUGGAGACCAGCUCUCUGAAACUGGACCAGAACUCAGACUGAUGAACAUUCAGACGAGUCACAGCGGAAACUACCGCUGUUGGGCCUUUAAUAACAGAACUACAGCAAAUCAAACAUCUCAGUCUGCAGCAGUCUCUGUUCUAAAAUCGCCAGUAUCCAAUGUAGUAAUAACUCCCAACACCACAGAUUUGUCAGAGCUCGACAGCUCUGUCCAUCUGUCCUGCUCCUCCUCUGGAUCCUCCCUCUCUUUCCUUUGGCUGAACGGCAGCUCUGAGGUUACAGCCAGCGACAGAGUUCAGCUCACUGAUGGAGGCUCCACUCUCACUAUGGUGAAUGUGACCCGCUAUGACCAGGGACCAUUCAGGUGUCAUGUGUUCAAUAAUUUCAGUAAUUACACCAGCGAUCCAGUAAAACUCUCCAUCAGCUUGUUAGGCUGGUAG